Anisakis simplex (herring worm) is the source of this 225-nucleotide messenger RNA. The record is from the annotation of a GenBank genome assembly. Lineage: Eukaryota; Metazoa; Nematoda; Chromadorea; Rhabditida; Anisakidae.
GCUGAUCUCCACUGUCGUGCUCUGAAACCUGGCGAGUUGACGUUUUCGCUCACCGGCACUCCCGUAUUGGCCGAUGGCGGUUAUCAUAUUGACGAUGAUGCGCAGCAAAUUGCACAGAUGCUGAAAUUCGAUGAAGCUGAACUGACACCAGAGACUCGGAGUGUUGUGCACGGCCUCAAGACAGUGAUCCGUAGAAUGCACAACGCCGAUGGUGACGUCGCAUAA